UCCAAUCACGUCUCUGUCACUGAGACGUAGGCCUACAUUGCACAUAUAAAAAAGAACAGCGUGAUUCGUACUCUGAGAGCGGGUCGUCGAUGGAGGGUUACGUCCGAUAUCCUAAGAUUGAGUUCGAAGACUACCAACCUAAAUUCCUUUCUCAGCGGGCUUCUAAGAAAGUGGAGGAAUGCAGAGAAAAGGGUGAUUUGAUACAAAUAGAUGACUUUGAACAAGAAGAAAAGAUGCAGCUAGGAGAUUGUGGAAAUGAAAUGCCUCAAGGGACUAGGGGUGAAAAUGAUGUGCAAAAUGUCUCAAGUGCUGACCAUAGGAAACGGGGUAAUUUUUUUUAUUAUGAUACCCCACUUUCUGAAGAAACUGGGAUUUGGAUACCUCUCUCUAUUCCACCCAUGUCUGAGCAUGAGCAUGAAGAAUGGAGUAGAGGUUUAUGCGAGAAUGGGGGAUAUAUCCCAAAUAAGGACAUGGGUUGGAAUCAGUUUGGUGGAGCAAAUAAGGAGCUGACCAUGUGGGAUGUGGUUACUGAGAUGUUAUUUGCAGCUCGAGGGAAAGUGUCCGCUAUUGCUUCUGGUGGUGUCCAUGGAUGUAAGAUUUCUCAGCCAUCAGAGCACAUUCUUGAGCAAGCUUGGAAAGAGAUGGCUCAGACCCUUACGGAAGCCAAUUUUGGUAACAUAAAGGAAACUCUUGAAGCAGAGCCUCCAAAGUGGUUGGCUGACAGUGCUGCCUCUGCUUGUAUGCUAUGCUAUGUGCGGUUUCAUCCUAUCAUAUGCGCUAGGCAUCACUGUCGCUUUUGUGGAGGGAUAUUCUGUAACAGGUGCUCUAAAGGGAGGUGUUUGUUGCCCUCAAAGUUCCAUACUGGGAACCCAGAACGAGUCUGCGAUGUAUGUUUUGUGCGGCUUGAGUCUGUCCAAGCAUACUUGAUUGAUCAAAUAAGUCGUGCUGCUCAGUUGCCAACCCAUGAUUUGACAGACCUAAGUACAUUGAGAUCAUGGCUUAAUUUUCCAUGGGGCCAGUCCAUGGAGUAUGAGAUUUAUAAGGCCACAAACACCAUUCUGGGUUAUAACAAGGUUGGCACUCUGAAGCCUGAAAAGUCCAUACCAGAUGCUAUUUUUAAACAUGCUAGAGGCCUAGCUAUCCUUACUAGUGCAAAGGUUGGUGUGAUGGUGACGUACAACAUUGGAACAGGGCUAGUUGUUGCUCGUAGGGAAGAUGGAUCUUGGUCUCCACCAUCUGCCAUUUCUUCCUUUGGUGUUGGAUGGGGAGCUCAGGCUGGGGGAGAAUUGGCGGAUUUAAUAAUUGUACUGAGAACCAAAAGUGCCGUCCAAACAUUCAGUGGAAAUAUGCAUUUCUCAGUUGGAGCAGGUCUGAGUGCAGCUGCUGGCAUUGUUGGACGAGCCGCUGAAGCUGAUGUGCGUGCUGGUGAUGGUGGUUGUGCUGCUUGCUAUACAUACAGCUGCAGUAAAGGUGCAUUUAUUGGUUGCUCGCUUGAAGGUAGUAUAGUCACAACGCGAUCCCAAGAAAACUCCAGAUUUUAUGGCAACCCAUCCAUCAGUGCAGAAGAUAUUCUUCUUGGGUCUUUGCCUACACCUCCUGCUGCUGCUAUUCUUAAUCAUGCUCUUUCCAAUCUAUUUGAGAAGGUUGAGAGGCAACCCUCAAGUUUUGGGUUCACUCUUUUCUCCUGAGAUAAGUAUUUGUUGGAGAGCAGGCUCCCACCAUGUAUAGAUUCUUACCAUUCUUCUCCUUUAGUAAAUUUUACUUCAUUAUUUGAUUGAGUAAUGCUAUUUAGUAGACUGCAAUACGACAGUCAUAUAAUUGAGAUGACGUGGCAGUGAAAAUCAGUCAUUUUUUUUUUUAUUAAGUGCUGAUUAGUUGUAUAACAGUCUACUAAAUAGCAUUACACCAACGUAUUGAUUGUACAAUGAAAAGAAUUGUGGAAAUUUGAAUUGAAUUUUAAAUUAAGUACAUAUAAUUCGUAUGUUCGAGCAACUUAAAGCUCAUUGCUAAAGGGGGCAGUAUU
Molecule: messenger RNA, 2023 nt
Organism: Alnus glutinosa
Lineage: Eukaryota; Viridiplantae; Streptophyta; Magnoliopsida; Fagales; Betulaceae
Exons: 5
Coding region: 90-1688 (532 amino acids)
Molecular function (GO): metal ion binding; phosphatidylinositol binding
Source: RefSeq, a predicted model, not a curated record